Molecule: messenger RNA, 488 nt
Organism: Aspergillus alliaceus
Lineage: Eukaryota; Fungi; Ascomycota; Eurotiomycetes; Eurotiales; Aspergillaceae
Exons: 1
Coding region: 104-370 (88 amino acids)
Source: RefSeq, a predicted model, not a curated record
UACCUUGGUCUUUUUGAUACCCUUUACGUGUCUUGUCAGCUGGCCGGAUAUAUAUCGGAUUAAAACUAAUAACUCUCCUUUUAACCUUUCAAUUCUUUGCUCUAUGAUGCUUUUUCUUUUGCUUUUCACCUUUUCGCUUUUGGGUUACUGGAGGCGUUUCGUAUUCCAGUACGGGACGGAGGAGAUCACCUUAGGACAGCAAACCGCGGAGCUACGAAAAUUCUCAUCAAACGACAAGAGAGAAAAGGAAACCAACUGGGGCCAGCUUUGUUCAGUUUUUAUGUGUUCACUAUUCCCAUAUGAGUCGAUAUUAUAUUGUUAUUGCUUGUUCUACAGCCUAGCCCCGGCCUUCUCAGAGUGCCGGAGAUGAGGCUUAUGGUGAUGAUGAGAGGGAAAUGCAAGCAGGACUGCAGUGGUUAUGUGGUAAUUGAAUUCUUCGCCUUGAAACGAAACUUGUUACCAGAUCAGGAGGAGAUUCCCUGUCGAAA